Messenger RNA from Andrographis paniculata, 1623 nucleotides. RefSeq lists its product as uncharacterized. The record is from RefSeq and is a predicted model, not a curated record. The transcript is spliced from 11 exons. Bases 1 to 1074 code for a protein of 357 amino acids. Lineage: Eukaryota; Viridiplantae; Streptophyta; Magnoliopsida; Lamiales; Acanthaceae.
AUGGAGACUGCAGAGAGUGAUAUGCCAUUAUUGGGUGAAGAACCAGGUUCCAACCCGGCUCUGAUGACAGGAACGGAGGUGGGCGAUAUGGCACGAUUGGACGAGAUAACAUCGGAUGGCGAAAAAACAAGGGAUAGGGGCGGCAAGAAUGCCGCAUGGAUGGGAAAAGAUCACAGGAUGCUUAUAUUCACAUUGCCUGAUGGUAAAAGCAUUGUUGGACCCGACCUAAAUGAGUACAAGACAGCUAUUGGGGUCAUUGCACGCAACGGAGCUCGACUUCCUCUAAAUUACCCCACGUUAACUGAUAUACCGGAGACGAAGAGACAUGGUGCAUGGAUGGAGGUUCAGAGUAACAGCGGAUUACCAGACUCAGCAGAGAAAGUGGUCAUGGCUGACCUAAGGGAAUGGCCAAAGUUGGUUGAGUACUGGCGCGAUGAAAAGGUGAAGCUUCAAUCCAAGAAAAAUGCGUCAAAUGUACAGAAAAUAAGCUUUCCGCAUCGUACUGGGCGAAAGUCCUUCACAACUCUCGCCGAUAAGAUCAAAGUGAAGGGGAAGGACCCCGACAAUUUGGAGAUUUGGAUAUCCAGUCAGACACAAGGCAAGGGGAAGGACGACCAAGAAACCGAGGAGAUUUUGACAUAUUUACAGAAUGAGCUAAACAAGAUUCCCCCUGAAGGGCGGACUCCCUCUGUUCGGGAGACUCUGUACCGACGGGCCCUUGGGGAAAAGAUUAAGAAGUGGUCAAAGGUCGAUAGUGCGGCAAGUUCAGCCCAUCCUCGCAAUGAAGCAACUAGUUUAACAGAUAGUGUAGCAUUCGAGCAAGGGUGGGAACAAAUACAUAAUGGAAUUGCAGAGUUGAAGGCAAUGAUGGUUGAGUUCAAAACUAUCAAGUCUGAUAUGUAUGCAUUCAUGCACAGAAACUCCGGAGCAGUUACUGGCCAGGCAGGCACAUCUCGUAUUGAUUCAGUCUCUGAGCUUCCCAGGCCUGUGUCCGAGCCAGGUCUGACGGUCGGCACGCGUGUGCUUCUAUUAUCCCGCACCGGGACUUCUGCUCUGCCCCCCUGCGCCAGGUGACACACUUUCCCUGGUCAAGGUCUUCGUGACAUCCGCCUCAGUCCCGGACACACCCUCUAUUUUGCCGACCAUUGCUGGGGUGACUACCCUUCAUGAUGUCGUUGGUGAAGAUCCUAUUGAGUGGAACUACAGUGACCUCAAGCGCCGCCCCUGAAGCGUAUCUACCGAUUCACCCGUGUUAGUUGCCCCGUUUGUCUUAUGGAAUGUAUGUCGUACCUAUUUUUCGCUGGAUUGUGUUGAGGCUGUGUGAACGAUAUGUGGAAUGGAUGCAUAGACCAUUGGAGUUUUAAUUCGUGUGGUGAACGAUGUGGUUAUCGAUUGAUGGAUAUCCGUACUUGCUUAUUGUUAGGUUUGGUGUUUGAACUGUUAAGCCCGUUUUGCGGAACAGGAUGUUGCUGUGUAGUGUUUGCUAGGCUUGUUUUAUGGGUUGCUUUACUUUGUUGUUAGGUAUGGAGAUUGUCGAGUAAAAACUGUGGUGUCCAUGUCCCUUAAUGUCGGGAUUCUUAUGCAUACUAUGAAUUAAUGUUUGCAAGUAUUGCUAAUGAUGAU